CCACAAAAAAAAAAAAAAAAAAAAAAAAAAAUCACUGGUAAUGAAGAACGAUAAAGAGACAGACACAGACUCUGACAAGGACAAGCGAGCAAGCAGACACAGGUACGGAGGAGGCUGUAAGGGAUAACUUGUGGACAUGGACGUGUCUGUUUGAGCAGACAAACACAACACAGCAGGUUCACCGCAGCGGGGAGCAUGUCGACGGUAGAAGGAGCCAGGCAGCGAGAGGAAGGGGACUACGGAAGGGCGGCGAAGCGGCUGAAAACAGAGGAGAGGGAGACGGAGGAGAGAGAGGAGGGGGAGGAGGAGCUGGAGGAGGGGGAGGAUUCGGACACCGGCUCGCUGACCGGCAACGGGGAGUCGACUGCAGACACCCGGGCCCGGUGGAGUGACAACCAGUACGGAGCAGGACGGAGGGAUAAUGGUGAGGACUCCCAUCGCAUCUCUCCAAGCCCGGUGGUCCAUGUCAGGGGUCUGUGUGAGGCGGUGGUGGAAGCUGACCUGAUUGAUGCCCUGGAGAAGUUUGGAUCUAUAUGUUAUGUGAUGAUGAUGCCGUUCAAGCGUCAGGCUCUGGUGGAGUUCUCAGCCGUGGAAAGUGCGGACCGCUGUGUGUCCUGUGGUGCCAAGGAGCCUGUAUACAUUGCAGGCCAACAGGCAUACUUUAAUUACUCCACAUCCAAAAGAAUCACCAGGCCGACCAACGCUGAUAACCCCAACAGUGGCAACAAGGUCCUUCUGCUGUCCAUACAGAACCCACUGUACCCUAUAACCACGGAUGUUCUGUACACAGUGUGUAACCCUAUCGGCAGUGUGCUGAGGAUUGUCAUCUUUAAACGAAAUGGAAUCCAAGCCAUGGUGGAAUUUGAGUCCAUUCAGUGUGCUCAGAAGGCCAAAGCUGCUCUGAACGGAGCGGACAUCUAUGCUGGUUGCUGCACACUCAAGAUUGAAUAUGCAAGGCCAACACGUCUGAAUGUGAUUAAGAAUGACAACGAGAGCUGGGACUACACUAAACCAUACCUGGUCCGACGAGACCGUGGAAAGGGCAGGCAGAGGCAAGCCAUUUUAGGGGAACACCCAUCAUCUUACAGUGAUAACGGCUAUGGUCCACCCUGCCCCCUACUGCCUCUACCCGGCAACAGCAGAUACAAGCUCACCUCAGUGGACGUUCCAGACAUGGUUUCCUACCCUCUGCCCCAAUCAUCAUCCUCGUACUCUGGUCAUGCCCCCAGUUCUGUUGCCAUGGUGAGCGGCCUGCAUUCCUCCAAGAUGAACUGCACUCGGAUCUUCAACCUCUUCUGCCUCUACGGCAAUAUUGAGAAGGUGAAGUUCAUGAAGAGUGUUCCUGGUACUGCAUUGGUCGAGAUGGGAGAUGAGUAUGCUGUGGAUCGAGCCAUCACACACCUCAACAGCAUCAAGGUGUUCGGCAAAAGACUCAAUGUUUGUGUGUCUAAGCAGCAUGCAGUGAUCCCCAGUCAGGUGUUUGAGUUGGAGGAUGGCAGCAGCAGUUAUAAGGACUUUGCCAUGACCAGGAACAACCGCUUCAGCAGUGCUGGACAGGCCUCCAAAAACAUCAUCCAGCCUCCAUCUGCAGUGUUACACUACUACAACGUUCCUCCAUGCAUAUCACAGGACCAUUUACUGAGGCUGUGUACGGAGUAUGAUGUGCCUGGCUUUGUCAAAUUCAAGAUGUUUGAUGCCAAACCCUCCUCUAAGACCAUAUCUGGCUUGUUGGAGUUUGAUAGUAAGACGGAGGCUGUGGAGGUUCUUACUGUUCUUAAUCAUUACCAGAUCAGGAUACCCAAUGGGUCCAAUCCAUACACCCUGAAGCUUUGUUUCUCCACCUCAUCUCAUCUUUAAAAGUGGCAGAGCACUGGAAGAAUCUGCCGAGCCCGAUGACGGCUGACCUCUGACAUGAGAGGAGGGAAAGGGACCAUGAGAGGCGGACUCAAAGGAAAGGAAAGGAGAGAUAAACAAAGACAAGUAUGAAAGAAAAAGAGAAUGAGACAGAGAGAGCAAUAGAUGGAUUGAUAGAUUGAUUGAUAGAGAAAGAGAGAGAGAGAUGCCAUUUUAAAGAGAGAAAAAAAAUGGAAGAAAGCUGUGUCAAAAUCUCCAGGCUGAUCAUCACACACACACACACACACACACACACACACACACUUCUUACCAUCUUCAAUUCAGGCUGACAGACUUAAAACAGAAUAACGCAAAUUCUUUAAAAAUGGGUUUACAUUUUGAUGUUGGAGGAAACUACUCAUGUUACAUUUACAAUGCAGUGACCUCCUAGAAGUAUUCACUGGUAAACUCUAGUCUGGAGACCUCGAGUGGAAGACACGGACCCACACUGAUGAACUCACUCGAGUCUCUGUCACCCAUGAAACAUCUCUGUGCAUGGCACAUGGUGACUGAACUAAUGCUUAUGUGUUUAAAAAAUAGACAAAUACAUUGUGUUGUUUUGAAUUGUAACUGAACAUAUACAGUAAAUGCAUAUGGUUUUCAAGGUAUUCUCAUUAGAGAUCUUUGUCCUGAAAGAAGCUGGACCUAUUAAGUGGUCCUCCACUCCUUUCUGAAGCACUUUAGCUGAGUGACAUAUCUCAAAUGCUGACCAGUUAUUUAGUUUACUUUGGAUAUUCAUGGUUGGAAUCUAAACUUGAUGGUAACCCUCAAACCUAACUUUGACCUAUUUGUCAUCAUAAGGGGACUAUUUCCCAUCAACACAGUGGUCUGUGACAUGGUAUCAGAAAGCUGUCACGAUUGCAAUUCACAUGUUCAAUUGUAUGAAUUCUCUUGUUUAAAAAAACCCUCAAUGUUUUUUUAUCAGCCCCACCUCUCACAUUCACUACCGACUGAUAGAGACUAGACUCAACUAUGAAGCUCUGAUAGGCAGAUCGUCAUGACAUUUCAUUUGUACAUUUGUUGUUCUCAGAGGAUAAACUCUACUUUAAUGGUCUUGCCUUAAGAGCCAACACCAGGCCCACACAUCACUGGCAGAUUUCCUUGACAGCUGCCCAGUUUCUUUCAUUUUCCUAAUGAGAUGAAUCUUGUGCAUUGAAAUACUUCUAUGAACUUUUUAAGAGCAACACCUUCUGCUAAGUGAAUUAUAGAACACCUUAACAACACGAGUAACAAAAGAGGUGUUUGCAGACCAAUUGGAAAAAAUAGGACUAGUAUUUGUUGUUUUCUUUUUUGUUGUUCAUACUUUUUAGGUUAUAAUGUCAAACUAAGGUCUUUUUUUUUAACCUGGAGGCUUCUAGUUUGACAACGGUGGUACUUCAUGUAAAUGGCAGCAUUACAGAGGGCGGUAUUAAUGCAUGAAGAGGGUGGAGCUAAUAAAAAGACAAGGGUAAUCCAUGUAAGAAACUACUGAUGUGGUGAACAUUUCUCUCAACAUCAUUCUAUUUCUGAAAGUUAAACCUACAAAGUUUUAGCAGCCUUCCAUUUUGAUCUUAAUGAUGGAAUGCUGUAGCAUACAAUAAAUAUUAACAGUAUCGUUUCUAAAAGGGUUUACUCUCAUGUUUACACUAGAAUACAACUGUCAUGUGAUAUUUUCAAAAUGUUUUUGGGCUGAAAACAUGACGGAUAUCCGUCAGUCAGAAUUUCAAAUGUACCAGUUUGAUCUUUUUUUAUGUGACUUGCUGGAGGUUCACAAUGUUUUUCCACAUGGCAUGUAUGCUUGACUGUAUUACAGGGACUGUUGCAAUUUAGUUUUUGCCUAGGAGUUUGAAUUUUGUUCUUUUUGUAUUUGUAAAAAUGGAAAAGGUCAGCAGAAUAUUAAUAACAGGAGCACUUCAGAAUGAUAUGAACUACUUUGUGACACCUUACUGUCUCACUGUGAGAAAUCAAAGAGCUGCUGAGUUAACGACUCACUGUGCCAGUUCACUACAAUCAGAUGGGCGCACUGAGUUUUCAUGUUCGAUAAUAGGGGACAAAGUAUUUUGUCGACGGGUUGAAUUACAAACUUGUGAAAAAUAAAAAUAAAUAAACAGUUCAAGUGAACAACGUUGGGGUUGAGAGGUUUCCUCUGCACUGCCCUGCUAUUUGUGUUGUACAUGCUAAUUGUUGGUUUUCACUUUAUGUAACAGUUCAAUGUUAGCUGCUCAGCUGCAUCCUGUCUGCAUGUCACUUCUUUUAGUCUGUGCUCUUUAUACAGCAUCAUAUGUUGUUGGAAUAGAAAUGUAAAAACAGUCAGUUGUGCCAGAUACUUUGACUAGAGUUGUGGAUCUAAUUCAUCAAUUUGGCAAUACUGGUGUGAGAUCUUGUUCGUCCUAUUUUUCAGCAUUACUUCCUUAGUGUCUUGUAUUUGCUGUUUGGACAGACAUGAUGAGAGAUCAAUCAACCAGUGCACAGCAGUGGGCUUUAUUUGCACAUUGGCUUACUUGCCGCAAGUUGGUUCGACCUUCUGGAGAUAGUUUUAAACUAAGUCUCUAAUAUUGUGCAAAACUACUGUGUGACUAGUAUUUCAAAGUAGAGCAGGGAAGCAGCCUUCCAGUUCACGUUUUGAUUCACAUCUUACAAAUAAACAGGCCAAUCUGAACUUUAAGCUCAGUAGCUUUACAUUUUUUCUUUGCCAUACAAUAAGUCAGUGUCAGAUCUUCCAGAGUACGUUUUUUUUAGAAAUAAAUGAUUACUAUUUGCACUGCGCAUGGAAACUACUGAAAUUGCGUCAUAUCAAAGGACAUUUUGAUUUGUCAUGUUUAACUGCAUAUUCACCUUUUCUCUUGCAAUAUAUAAUUCACAUUGUAAUACUUCAAGAUUGUUUUUGUGGAUUCUCUUAAAUAUGUGAAUAGAUAGCUUCAAAGUAUGACGCUGCAUAGCUUUCUUUUAUAGUCCCAGAAUAGACAAUGGGCUUCUUUAAGGUCAUUGCUUUGCUGAAGCACAGGGACUAUCACAUUGUCUCUGUUUAAUGUGUUUCAUAUAGGACACGCAUAUUUUACAUAUCCAAGCCUUUCUUUCAUAAUUCCAGGAUCCAUCACACAUGUGGAUUAAGGCAUGCCUUUUGUACAUAAUAUGUUAAUAUAGGAUGUGAAGUGUUUGGACAGAUAAAUCUCACAUAGUGCAGUUACAUUAUUGCUUAACUAGAUGUUGUUUUGUACAUCUCUUACAUCACUGGAAUCGUAUUGUAUUUCUCAGAAAGUUUAAGUUUUAUUUAUUGUUUUAAAGUUUUACGUUUUUUUAAGGACUGAUGACUGUAUGACAGAUUCAUCAAUAUGCUAUGAUUUUGAGAUUGUUAAGAUUUAAUGUUGUUAAUAGUUAUCAGUAAGAAAACAUACACAGAAGUAUAUUGUUCAUUCAUUUUAAGAAUCUCUGUGGGUGUAACUUAAAUGUACAUGUUCAAACUGAAUAAAUUCUGAAUUUGGGGCUGUGAAGGCAGCUACAAACGAAUCAACAAAA
Messenger RNA from Labrus mixtus (cuckoo wrasse), 5388 nucleotides. RefSeq names its product heterogeneous nuclear ribonucleoprotein L-like. Gene Ontology annotation, molecular function: mRNA binding. The record is from RefSeq and is a predicted model, not a curated record. The transcript has 14 exons. Gene Ontology annotation, biological process: regulation of RNA splicing; mRNA processing. The coding region runs from base 196 to 1857 and encodes 553 amino acids. NCBI's taxonomy places the organism in Eukaryota, Metazoa, Chordata, Actinopteri, Labriformes, Labridae. Gene Ontology annotation, cellular component: nucleus.